Molecule: messenger RNA, 6048 nt
Organism: Gallus gallus (chicken)
Lineage: Eukaryota; Metazoa; Chordata; Aves; Galliformes; Phasianidae
Gene: SLC5A8
Product: solute carrier family 5 member 8
Exons: 15
Biological process (GO): propanoate transmembrane transport; sodium ion transport
Cellular component (GO): membrane
Molecular function (GO): organic acid:sodium symporter activity
Source: RefSeq, a predicted model, not a curated record
CGGAAUGCUAACGGCGCAGUAGAAAACACCACCACCGGGAGCUGCGCGGGGAGCUGCUUUCCACCAAGCGCAGGGGGUCCCGAGGUCGAGGCAGGGAAGCGGGCACCCGCCCGCUGGGAGCGCUCCUCCGCGCCGCCCGACCCCGUUGUGCGGCAGCAGCCCGCCGUCACCCUGCGGGACGCACUGCCCGGGUCACCGCCCCUUCGCGCUCGGCGGGGCUGCGGGGAGGAGCGGGCGCCGGGGCUCUAUAAGGCCGUCCCGUCGGCCCGGCACCGCGCUCACAGGGCGGAGAGCUGCGCCUCGCACCGCCCCGCGCUGCAGCCUUGGUUGGCGGGGUCCCGUCGCCUUCCUCCCGCAGCUGCACAUCUGCUUUUGGGUCGGGCUGCAAGGGUGAAUUGCUCCGGUGGCAUGGGGGGCUUCAGCGUUUGGGACUAUGUGGUCUUCGCCGCCAUGCUGCUGGUGUCGGCUGUCAUCGGCAUCUACUACGCCUUUGCGGGAGGGGGACAGAAGACCUCCAAGGACUUUCUCAUGGGGGGCCGAAGCAUGACUGCCGUCCCCGUGGCUCUCUCACUCACCGCCAGCUUCAUGUCAGCUGUCACUGUGCUGGGCACCCCCGCCGAGAUCUACCGCUACGGUGCCAUCUUCUGCAUCUUCGCCAUCACCUACGCCCUGGUGGUGCUGUGCAGUGCUGAGAUAUUCCUGCCUGUCUUCUACAGGCUGGGCAUCACCAGCACUUAUGAGUAUUUAGAGCUUCGAUUUAAUAAAUACCUGCGUCUCUGUGGAACAUUCCUCUUCAUUAUACAAACGACUUUAUACACUGGUAUUGUCAUUUACGCUCCAGCUUUAGCACUAAAUCAAGUCACGGGCUUCGACCUGUGGGGCGCCGUGGUGGCAACUGGCGUGGUCUGCACUUUCUACUGCACAUUGGGCGGUCUGAAAGCAGUGGUGUGGACAGAUGUUUUCCAGGUUGGAAUCAUGGUGGCUGGAUUCUCGUCUGUGAUUAUACGAGCUGUGGUAGUCCAGGAGGGAAUUGGACGCAUUGUAAAUGAUUCCUACUAUGGAGGAAGAUUAAACUUCUGGGACUUUAAUCCCAAUCCGUUGCAAAGGCACACCUUCUGGACGAUUAUUAUAGGUGGGACCUUCACAUGGACUGGCAUUUAUGGUGUCAACCAGUCUCAAGUACAGAGAUACAUUGCAUGCAAAACCAGGUUCCAUGCAAAAAUGUCCCUCUACAUCAACCUGGUGGGCCUCUGGGCGAUCUUGGUCUGCGCAACGCUCUGCGGGCUGUCCCUGUACUCCAUCUACAAGGACUGUGACCCAUGGACGGCAAAGCAAGUGUCAGCACUUGACCAGUUGAUGCCCUAUCUCGUGCUGGAUAUUCUCAGCGAUUUUCCAGGAGUGCCAGGGCUUUUUGUGGCUAGUGCCUACAGUGGGACAUUAAGUACAGUGUCCUCCAGCAUCAAUGCUUUGGCUGCUGUGACUGUCGAAGACCUCGUUAGGCCAUACUUUAGAUCCCUUUCUGAAAAGAAGCUGUCAUGGAUUUCCAUGGGGAUGAGCCUAUUUUAUGGCGGAGUCUGCAUUGCUAUGGCUGCACUGGCAUCUCUCCUGGGUGCCUUGCUCCAGGCAGCUCUCAGCAUUUUUGGCAUGGUUGGUGGCCCCCUUUUAGGACUGUUUGCCUUGGGAAUCCUCUGCUCCUUUGCAAAUGGAAUUGGUGCAUUUGUGGGUCUUAUCACUGGCUUUGUUAUUUCACUUUGGGUUGGAAUUGGUUCUCAGAUUUAUCCUCCCCUCCCAGAGAGGACUAUGCCUCUCCCCCUUUCAACUGCAGGCUGUAACAUAUCCAUCGCAAGCAAUUUGACUACACCAACAGAAAACCCAUUAACAACAAUCUUCAGCACACAGGCUGCAGAAAGGCCUGUCCUGGCAGACCACUGGUAUUCCUUGUCCUAUCUCUACUUCAGCACCCUUGGGACACUUACCACAAUAGCUGUGGGAAUGAUUAUCAGCCUCCUAACAGGAGGACUGAAGCAGAACACAGACCGUAAAUUCCUGCUGACCAAAGAAGAUUUCCUGUCCAACUUCUCCUGGUCUAAAUCUGAGACAGCGGAGAAAGUGGUUGUGUUGAACUGGAAAUCAUCUACAAUGCUAGCCGAAGGAACUGACAACCCUGCUUUCAGCCACAUCGAAAUGGAUGAAGCAAGUGAUAAGAACAAAGCCAAUGGCCUUCAUAUAUGACGUGGGGCCAUGUCAGCCCUUGAGGACAGUUUUGUUCAUGUAAAGCACUGUUGACACUCCUGUGCCGGGUCAGUUACCAGCCCUGCCAAGGUCACCGGCAGGAGUCUGCUGAGCUUCAUGGUGCUGUCACCCGUGCACAACCUUGACAUCAGUCAAGAAAGGAAUCAGGUCUUUCCUGCUCUUGUUGUCUCUCACACUCUGGAUCUUGGUGACAGGGCUUAAGGCAAUGUAUCAGUGUGGAAUAUUCCCCUGAUAUUCUUGGGCCUCUUGGAAAAUACCUGCUUUUACUUUCAGUUCAUUCUCGGAGUAAAUGUUUUAUUUGGUAAGAGUGCUGUCCCCUGGAUAUGACUGUUCUCUGUGGGCUUUUUUUUUCUUUUUUCUUUUAAGGCAUUGGAAGAUUGAAGAGAUCAGUACUGUGGGGUAUUAUCAGAUUGCGGGAAACAGUGGAUCUUCUUUUUAGUGGAGGAGAUAUAGCUAGUGCCCUCUGAUUGCUUUGUAGAACUGAUCCUGAGAGCAUAUUUAUUUUGCUGGUUCUGUCAUACGUUUGCUUUCAUUAGUCUCAUUCUUUGGUUACCUGUAUCUCCUCUCAUGUGCUCGCUGUUGGAUGCUACAAAACUGUCUUUGGAGAUGGGUAAAAACAAGCAUCAGUAAUACCCUUCCCUCUACUCUCUACCUCACUCUAUAGCCCCAUCUUGCACCAACAGUGAUGGCCCUCAUGGUGAAGUGAGCAAUCUGGGCUCUUCAUUCUGUGCCAUGUAGCAGAACCAGAUGCUGGCCCAUAACUGCUCUUGCACUGAGCUGGGUGUAUAGUAGGAAAGGUGUUAAUGUAGGAAGAGGAUCCUCUUUGCUGUAUUGGAAUAGAGAGAAAGCUGCACCUGCAGUUGCUGUUAUCUGUGGAGCUGUGAACUGAAACUUAUUGUAACCAUUUGUGUUCUUGCAGUCCCUGUUGUCUCUCCAAGGUUCCACUUGCAAGUUUGGGCCAGAUCAGUCUAGAACAUAUUUUGUGUUUUGCCAAGAGGGCAGGGUCUGCUGUUCUGUCCUUGGGAGAGGAAGGGAUUGCAAAGGCUGGAGUUGCAUGAAGUCUCUUCAUGGCUGCAGGGCAUGGGAUGGCUCAUCCUCUGGCUGCUGAGAGGAGCUGAAUAGCAUAUAUGUCCUUACAUUACUUCUGGUUUGAGAGGGUAAAAACCCCAUAGCUCCGUUAUCCUAAUUGCUUGGGGAACAGGCUGUUUGACUCACUGUGUCAGUUUUGUACUAUGCACUUUUUGUGACAUCAGUUGAUGGGGGUUUAAAACUGCUGCAGCGUCAAGUUGGUAAAUAAAAAUCAUUUCAGGAAAGGCAAGCAGUGAAGCUUAUAAAGCAGUCACGCUUGAGACACAAAUCAAACACUGACUGUGUGUCUUAAACUCUUUCGAGAAGUUACACUGAGUUGUGCUGGGUGCUGAGCUGCUAUUAUUUGGGAUUUGAUAGUAGUAGUUUGUGUAUUCUGAUUUGGGCCCUUUAGCACUUAUCCCAAGCUAUUUUGUGCCUCCUGACAGCAGGCAUUUGAUGAUCUACUGCAUAAAAUGGGAUCAGUAAACUUUAGGAGGCAAAAAUGGGAGCAGGCUUCUCCUAGCAGGGUACAGGCCAGAUAUACCCUACAUGGGUUGCCACUAGGAGCACAUCUCCACUGGCCAACCAGUGCAAAUGAUGAAGGCAGGCUUCCCCUUUGCCACCUGAGGUGUAGGCUUGCAAGAUGCAGAGCAGACUCCUUGUCUCCCACUCAUCUGCUGAGGUACUUUUGGCCCAUGGAUAUGAACACCUAUUAAGUACUGAUAUCUCCACUCAGCUGCAGAGAGCCAAAACGCUAAGUGAAGAGGACAGGUGUCCCUUUGUGUGCCUCUGCUCAGUGGUGUAUAGUAAGCCAAGGGCAGAACAGAAACCUGCAGCAAGGCCUCUGUGCCUUCUGGUAGGACUACAGCACUCCCAACACACAUGCUGCACUCCCAUCUGACCAUGAUCCUCAGGAGGGUGAUUGAUCAGUACAGCCCUUCAUUGCACCACAUUGCACCACACCAAAGGUGAGAUCCUUGUUUUGAAUUGAUGCUGCCUUGGAUGACCUGUGACUUCUACCUGUUUUGUUCAUGGAGUGAAGGCUAAUCUUUCCAGCAAUCACAGUUAAGAAAUAAUGUAGUGUCAUGGAGUUUAUUCUUAGCACUUUGAAUUCACAUGGGAAAACACGUAGGUCUUCGCUUGAAGUCACUCUUUGAAGACUGAUCAGUCAUUUUACUCUAAUUUUCAUGUGACGUGAAAGCUUGGGCCAGAUGGUAUCUGUUGGCCCACAGUCACAUUGAGAUGAGUUUUUACUGGGGAAAAUACCUUGUUGAAAGAGGCUUAGAGGUAGCAUUCUUUCUGCAGAUGACCCUGGCAACUGUCCUUUUUCUCAUUAUCUAACCUCUCAUGAUUGCUGCAGAACUAAAAAGUGACUCUUCUGCUUUACUUUUUUUUUUUUUUUCCCAUAUGCUUGUUUUUUUAAUUAGCAUCACUAAUUAAAACAAUUAAUUUUGAAUAAUGCUUUCUCUGAGACUAUAUACUGUUCUUGUCUAGUUGGACACAGAGCCAGGGCUUUGCCUGUGUAAAAACAAGAUAAUUCUCAGUGUCUCCAUCUCAGUCCUGCACCAUGAUCCUUCAUCUCUCCCAGUUAAAAGCUCACCCAACAAAGAAAUGAAAGAUAACCAAUGCCAGUUAAUUCCAUGGAAAUGGGAGCACUCCACACUGCCCAAGUUACCUGCAGCAUCUGGGCUGAGAGGGGAAACAAGUGAAAACAUUAAAAAAUGAACUGAGAAGGCAACAGGAGCAAUAUUUGAUGACGUAGAUUCACAGACAGAAGGUGGUAGUGGAUCCUGGCCCCUUUUGGUCUGCGUUUACACUUGCUUCCACUCAGCUGUUCUGUUUGCUUUCUGAACAAAUAAGGUAAAUAGAAAAUAAUGCAUGGAUAUCAAACAGCAAAUAUUUCAUAUGCAUCAUUUAUUUUAAAGUUUAUUGCAUCACAUUGUACAAGCAUUAAACAUGGCUUUAUGUUGAUGAUUUUUUUACGUGUGUGAAAACUUGACAUUCUUCUCCAUAAGAUUUUUUUUCUAUUUACAAAUAAACAAUCUCUAUGUAUACUUUAUAUAUAUAUAUUAUAUAUGGUAAAUAACAUAACUCCCCUCAGAAAGAUUUAAAAUAAAGAAAGAACAGAUUUGUAAACAGGGUUUCAGUUGUAGUAUUUGGUGGCUUGAACACAGAUGGUGCUCUAUACCUAGGCUUUUUCUUUUGUCAAAGUAUCCAGGGUGUUCAUUUACAUUUAUUAUUCUAAGGUUUGUAAAACUAAUGUGGGACAGAAUGCAAAAAUCGUAGCAAAUUGGCUGAAAAACAGUCCCAAUAUACAAUUUUUCCUUGGUUUUAAAAACUGGCGUGUAACUGCUCAUAAAGUACAUGCUUGCUGUCAAGAGUAGUCUAUAGAGAUCGAUCCUAUGCUGAUUGCAAGAUGAUUUCACAGUAAAUCCUUUGAUGUGUGUUGUCCUGCUUGCUAUGGCAAAUGUCUGUGGCAUGCAUUGAGGUUGCAUUUUUUCUCAUUCCUUUGAAGAUAGUGCUCUUGUGGAGCUGGAAUAAGUAAACAACGUACAGGGCCGUCACCUGGAGUUUUAAACAAAACCCAUCCAUCAUCAGAUCAGAAAGAGCAGAAUGGCAUAAAUUUUCUAUCUACAGACUGUUUUAAAUUCUAUGUAUUAUUGUUAGCCUAUUGUAUGUGUUAUACUUCCUUAAAUAAUGGAGUAAAUAAAAAGGAGGUUGUCUUUC